This is a messenger RNA of Metarhizium robertsii ARSEF 23, 318 nucleotides long. RefSeq lists its product as uncharacterized. Lineage: Eukaryota; Fungi; Ascomycota; Sordariomycetes; Hypocreales; Clavicipitaceae. Gene Ontology annotation, cellular component: mitochondrial matrix. Gene Ontology annotation, biological process: mitochondrial proton-transporting ATP synthase complex assembly. The transcript has a single exon. Bases 1 to 318 code for a protein of 105 amino acids. The record is from RefSeq and is a predicted model, not a curated record.
AUGCCAACAAUGUCUCCCGCCCGCCUGCGGUCCAUCUACCGCUCCAUCCUGCGCGAACUUCCCCCCCGCCCUGUCCUCGCCUCCCCCCGAAGCCAUCUACACAACCGUCUCCGCGCCUCAUUUACCGACUCGUCCGCCAGCUCACACGCCGAAGCAGAGCAACUCGUCGCCUACCUGCGCUCUCAGAGGCUGUACGUCACACUGAUAGAGCGCUAUAAUCCAGGCAUGGACAUGGACGAGGAGGAGAGAGUGAGGCUGACAGCCAGGCGCGUCGGCAUGGAUAUGCCCGAGUUGUACGGGAAGGGAAAGAAGUUUUGA